CCUGAAACCUCACCCAGCUCUGGAGUCUGGGGCUUCUGUGGAGCUCGCAGCAAGCUACUGCAGAAUACAGACUUUUGAAGUUUUGAAACAUUCCCCGUAGGGAGAAAGCGGUGGCGCAGGUUACAUUACCUGACCUGCAAAGGCUCCUGGCAGAUGCAACCUGAACCUUAUUGCAAAGAGCAAUUCCCCAGGCCCCGCCUCCCCAUCCUUUUGGGUUGCACAAGCUCUAGAGAAGCCCCAGGCUAAGUUACCCGUGGCUCAGAAGGGUGCGGCAAGACGAGGGGCCUCUGUGAAGAAAGCCCCAGGGAGCUCUGGAACAAAAACAAGAACGCAUCAAGCAGAUGGGGGAAACUGUCUCGGAGCCGCUAUUCCCUACCAUCAUGGCGCCGCCUGGAACCCGCUCGUCAUGCCUGUUACACGUGCAAGAUUUUUUGCUUCUUGGUUUUGAAACCUCCAAGCAUGCUUCGCCUCCCACCCACCUUCCCACGAAAGAGGUUUUUAUUUUUCAUUGUUUUCCUACGGGAUGCAAUUACUUCGGCUAUUCUGUCAAGUUGAAAAAUAAUCAUUUUUGUUUACUGCACAGCAGCCUCUAAUUAGGAGCUUGUGUGUGCACGAAGGUGUCACAGCAAAGCGACGUGGAAUUCUCGCUAAACGGUUUUAACGAACUCCUCCGUCCUGAACUGACAGGCCAAUGGAAGCAGCAGAGCUUUGAGGCCCCAAGGGCGCUCACCCCUCACCAGCUGGCCACCCUUUUCCCCAAGCAAAGCUGACUAUGGGCUCUCCAGAAGCUGCCGAGUGGAUGGGGCAAGAAGCCAGCCUGUGAGUGGGAAGGAGGGGCGAGGCUCCCUAUUGAGAAAGUGUGGAAAGGAAGGAAUAUCCCAUUUUGUUUUAAUUUUCAACCAUCACUCAAAUCCACCCCCAGUUAAUUAGGAAGGGAAACUGAUAUGUAAGGCAGAAGGAGGCGGCUGGCAAGUGGGGCCCGAAAUCCGCAUUGUGGGUAGAUUAUACAGAUUAUACGGCCUAUGCAGAGUGUAAAUACAUGAUAAAGGCCACUAAGCGAAGGAAAACUGCCUGUGUCAGGGAAGCAAACCCUGGGAGGGUGGGGGAGGACAGGGGGCAGGGGCAGCAAGGGGCGGGCAUUCAGCCUCACAGCCAGCGUUCCCUUCCAUCUCAGGCUCUGAUACAGUUGUGCCUAUCACGUCAGCUUUAGAAACCCACCCCUUCCCCUAGCUCAUGCCCCCUCCUCUAACCUUCGCGGCGGGGGGUGGGACGUGGGGUAAAAACCACAGCCUCCAAUUCAGCACCAAAUCCAUGAACAGCAGACCUUGAUCCUCCACCCUACUUUAGGGCUGGGUCCCCUCCAUAUUUUAGCCAAGUUCAAAAUCACUGCCCCAGGAGAAGAGCAGGGGGACGAGAUUAUAGACGCCGUGGGGGGCACGAAAGGAGGAGGAGAGACAGAGACAGAAUUAGAGAUAGAAAUGGAGGCAGCAAAACACAAGGAAUACUCCACGAGCAAGAGUAAUGACCAUAACCAUGCCAAUAGUGUGAUGUUCUGAUCAAUAUGGCGGACACUGUCAUUCAUACAACUACAGGCGCUCCCCUCCCCUCCCCCCAAAAACACCCACCCCAGGAGUUGGGGUGGAGGACCCAGAACCAACGUAGGGAGUGGGGGAGGGAAUGCAAAGCCAGGUCUCUGUGUGUGCGUGCGUGUGUGUGCGUGCGUGUGUGUGUGUGUGUGUGUGUGUGUGUACACGAAUUAAAAACCAGGCCUGGAGAGCAAUGUGGAGUGAGCAAGGUAAUAAAAACGACUUUAAAAAUUAUUCUUAAUAAAAGUACAAAUCCCAGUGCUACAGGGACUUACUUCAUCUGCUUCACAAUGGUGCUUUUUCCUGAUUCUCCAGCCCCUGUUGGGACACAGACAGGGGGAAAAACUGGUUACUAGGCCAAUUAUACAGAUCUACCAGAUCCAGGGAACACUUAAGAGACUUCAGCCAGGUUCUAUUUCUGAAUGGCUGCAUUUGAAAGAUGGAAGAGGUCAUGGUGUGGUUCCCAGGGGGCGGCUUUGAGAAUGGCUCAGCCUCCAUCUUUGAUGGAUCUGCCCUAGCUGCCUAUGAGGAUGUGCUGGUUGUGACCACCCAGUACUGGCUAGGAAUGUUUGGCUUCUUCAACACAGGGGACCAGCAUGCCCCAGGGAACUGGGCCUUCAUGGACCAGUUGACUGCCUUGUCCUGGGUCCAGGAGAACAUCAAAGGCUUUGGUGGGGACUCAGGCUCUGUGAACAUCUUUGAUGCUGGCACACCUGUUUACUUCUAUGAAUUUCAACACUGGCCCCAGUGCUUUGAAGACACAAAACCAGCCUUUGUCAAAGCUGACCACUCUGAUGAAAUCUGCUUUGUCUUUGGAGGUGCCUUCCUGAUGGGUGAUGUUGUUAUGUUUGGUAAGAAACUGGCCACAGGGGCUCCAGCCCUUGCAGGAACAUGGAACUUGGAAUGAGGUAGGGAAUGAGAAAUCCUAAUGGAAAUGAUCUGCCUCUGUGGCCAGCCUACAAUCAGACAGAGCAGUACCUGAUGCUGAAUUUGAACAUGAGCCUUGGACAGAGACUGAAAGAAAAGAGAGUGGAAGUUUGGACUAAUAUCUUUCCUCUGAUCAUGUCAGCCUCUGAAGCUCUUCUC
Heterocephalus glaber (naked mole-rat) is the source of this 2672-nucleotide messenger RNA. NCBI's taxonomy places the organism in Eukaryota, Metazoa, Chordata, Mammalia, Rodentia, Bathyergidae. The record is from RefSeq and is a predicted model, not a curated record.